UAAUAUUAAUGCAGAAGAAAAAAUGAGAAGAAAAUUAAAUAUGGCUGCUAAUAAUUAUAAUAAAAUAAUCUUAGUAGAGUUUUAUUUUUCCACUCCAUCAUGAUCUCCCAACUAAUCCACUUUCCAUUUCCAUCAAAUUAAUACUCAGCUGAAACAUUUCAAAAUCCAUAUUGACCAAUCUCGCCGCCAUGGUAAAUGAUUCAGCAGAAUCGAACACCGGCAACUCGCACACCGUCGGAAUCUGGCAAGUCAACAAGGACCGAUUAGCUUCGAUGCAGCAAAGAAUCGCCAACAUGCCGCGCAUCCUGAGCGGCUCCGCCGGGAAAAGCUCCUGCUCCAUAUUCAAGGUGCCGCAGAGCUUCAUCGACGUCAACGGCCGCUGCUACUUCCCUUACAUCGUAUCCGUCGGCCCCUACCACCACGGCGAUUCCCGCCUCCUCAUGAUCGAGGAGCACAAGUGGCGCUUCCUCGGCGCUCUGCUCAAGCGCCGCCGCAUCAAUCUCGAGGAUUUACUCCGAGCCGUGCAGCCGCUCGAAGCGAGAGCCAGAGAGUGCUACUCCGCCGAUAUCCACUUCUCCGUCGACGAAUUCGUCGAGAUUUUGACCGUCGACGGCUGCUUCGUGAUUGAAUUGUUCAGGAAAUUCGGCGGAAUCGUCGCGUUUCAAGCCGAUGAUCCGUUGCUGUCGGUGUCGUGGAUUUACUCCUUUCUUCUUAGGGAUUUGAUUCGCCUCGAGAAUCAGAUCCCCUUUUUCGUGCUACAGUGUUUAUUCGAUCUGACCGAACCGCCCGGGGAAGAACCCGGUCCAUCUCUCCAAACUCUAGCGCUUCGGUUUUUCAACAAUAUCCUACAGAGAUCGGACGAAACCGUCGAGAAAUUCGGUAACCUCGCCGGAAAACACAUCCUGGAUCUGCUCCGAUCGAGCUUCAUCCCAGCCGAUUACGAGGAGCCGCGGGAGAGGAAGUUCAUGGGCACGCACGUGAUCCACUGCAUCUCGAAGCUCCGGCGCGCGGGGAUCCGGCUGAAGGCGUCGGAGGAGGAUAGCUUCCUGGUGGUCCGGUUCCGGCGCGGCGCGAUCGAGAUGCCGAAGAUCGCGGUGGAUGACUUCAUGUACUCGUUCCUAUUAAAUUGCGUGGCGUACGAGCAGUGCUACCGGUGUUGUUCAAAGCACAUGACGACGUACGCGACGCUGCUGGAUUGCCUGAUCAACACGGCCAAGGACGUGGAGUAUCUCAUCGAUAAGAACAUCGUGGAGAAUUACUUCGGCACCGAUGCUGAAUUGGCGCGAUUCGUCAACAACCUUGGCAAGGACGUCUCGUUUGACAUCGACAGCUGCUACCUCUCGGAGCUGUUCAACGAGGUGAAUGAUUACUACGAUAAUCACUGGCACGUGCAGUGGGCGAGCUUCAAGUAUACCUAUUUCAACACGCCGUGGUCCUUCAUCUCAGCCCUUGCUGCUUUCGUCUUGCUCAUUCUCACCGUCGCCCAGACCUAUUUCACCGUCGUAUCCUAUGUUCGCCCGGCCAACUAGUUAACUACUUCGUUUGUUAUACUGCUUUCUAUUUUUGUAGAUUUUUCAUCUCCUUACUGAUUCUUUUAUUGGACAAACAUGUAUUUAUUAAAGAAUUAUACAGUUUAUCAAAAUUUGAAUUCAUGCUCCA
Molecule: messenger RNA, 1659 nt
Organism: Salvia splendens (bonfire salvia)
Lineage: Eukaryota; Viridiplantae; Streptophyta; Magnoliopsida; Lamiales; Lamiaceae
Product: transmembrane protein, putative (DUF247)
Exons: 1
Coding region: 189-1529 (446 amino acids)
Source: RefSeq, a predicted model, not a curated record